GUACUUAGCCGUAAUCUGAUUUUGUCUGCGAUGAUUUGGUGAUUGCAUGAAAUCAGAGAAUUAGUUGACAAUAAACACGUACAUGUAAAUAUUUAAAAUGUUACACCGCCACCGGUGUUAAAAAGUUAUUGAGCACGAAGAGUAUAUAAGAAAUGAACUCGCUGACAUGUUUAAACCCCAUCGCAAUCGCACUCAAUCUGCUAUUGCUUGUGAUAGCGCCCUUAUCAGGAGUACAUCAUCCACCCAUUCAUGACAUUGUCACAACGCAGGACAUAAUUGCUGGUGAUGUGUUCUUUGAGAUAACAGAACCUGCAGUACUGGAAUACACGUAUCGACUGCGACCGGCAAAAGAUUUUGGCGUUUCGUUUGUGUCGCGUCGUCUUAUGGGAAUUGCACUAGUGCUAACAAAACCUUCAGAUGCAUGCUCAAAGAUAGAAAACCAUCGCGAACUUCGCGGGAACGUAGCUUUAAUUGAGAGAGGCGAAUGCUCGUUUCUAACCAAAACUAUUAAUGCUGAACUAGCUGGCGCCAAAGCUGCUAUUAUCACUGAAUUCAACAAUGAAUCGUCCGAAUUUGAGUAUUAUAUUGAAAUGAUACACGACAACACCAGUAGAGAUGCUCAUAUACCAGCCGGAUUUUUGCUGGGGAAAAAUGGUAUUAUCAUUCGAUCGACGCUGCUGCGACUACGAAGACCAUAUGCCAUAAUAAAUUUACCAGUGAAUUUAACAUUUGUACCACCUGCUCAAAUAAACCAUCCACCCUGGUUAGGUUGGUGAAUUUAAACAGUAAUAAUAAUAACAAUAAUCGAAAAGUCGCUAACCUAAACCAAAAAAUAUUAACCAAAGUGCAUUCUUGAAACUGAGUCACCAUGACUAUAUAGGUUACUGAAUGUAGAAUCAUUCACAUGAAAAAAUCCCUAAAAUCCUUAUUUUUGUAUCGUAAAGCCGUGUCAAUAUUUGUAACAAUACUGUUCGAACGUUGAUUUGUGUUGUUUAGGAAAUGCAAAAAUAACAAGCGGCAAUAACAAGCUGCUAUCAACUAUCAAACGUUAAAUGGUCUAGAAAGCGUAUCGUUUGUAAUUGAAAGUCUAAGUCAUCAUAAUAGGGAACUGAUAUAGAGUUCUUAAAUCAAGUAAAGCAAUCAAGUAGUUUCUUAAAUUAUUGUAAUGAGUAAAUAAAUAAUAAACAAAUAAAUAAAUUUA
Messenger RNA from Anastrepha obliqua, 1201 nucleotides. RefSeq names its product PRADC1-like protein. Bases 153 to 776 code for a protein of 207 amino acids. The transcript has 3 exons. Lineage: Eukaryota; Metazoa; Arthropoda; Insecta; Diptera; Tephritidae. The record is from RefSeq and is a predicted model, not a curated record.